This is a messenger RNA of Endocarpon pusillum Z07020, 465 nucleotides long. RefSeq lists its product as uncharacterized. Bases 1 to 465 code for a protein of 154 amino acids. The transcript is spliced from 2 exons. Lineage: Eukaryota; Fungi; Ascomycota; Eurotiomycetes; Verrucariales; Verrucariaceae. The record is from RefSeq and is a predicted model, not a curated record.
AUGUCUAAAGGAGGAGGUGACUUGUUUGAUAUGGCCAGAGACGGCACAACCGUGCCAGAGGAUGCUGCUAAGCCCAGGAUGAUUCCUUCGGUGCCUCGACCAGACCAGAUUGCCUCGGAUCCCGAUCCAAACUCACUAGGAGGCACCAAUCUAGCCGAUGCAGCAGAAAAUGCUCAGGAUAUCCCACGGUCUACUACGGAUCGAGCUGGGCAGGACAUUUUGACCGGGACUGGAGACACGCUGCCGGCGCAGACGGACUCAAAGCGUCUACACGCCGUGCCUGGUGGAGUUGUGAAUGAUCCUAACGCCAAAGGCUCGAAAAGAUAUGAAAAGCAUAUCCGUCAGAAAGAGUCUGAAUUGGAUUAUGGGGCUAGCGAAGGUCCUGGAGUGGAUAAGGCACCAGGCGAUGAAGAGUUGGGAGAUGAGGAAGCCAUGGAUAAGGUGGACAGGAAGGUCGAGCCAUGA